AUGGCAGGUUGGGCAGAACUCCCCAACGGUCUUAUUGUUAACAUUGCAAAUCGUGUUAAAGUGAUUGAAGAUUUCAUUGCUUUUCGUGCAGUUUGCACCUCGUGGCGUAUUUCCACUAUAAAGGAGGAUUUUGAUGUGCUUUUUCCCCAAAUUCCGUUGCUAAUGCUGGGUGCCAAAGAUGAAGAUUAUCGAGAAUUUUAUUCUCUUACCAAGAAGAAAGUUUCGCGCAUAUUCCUCCCAGAAGCUAGAGGGUCAGAGUGUUUACCAUCCGAGGGAUGGCUCUGCACUGUGGUAAAUGAUACGGGAGAGAUGAAUUUGUUGCACCCUUUCUCUCGCGAAAAAAUACAACUUCCCUCUCGAAAAGCCUUAUUGACUUUUCAUGAUCUCGCUGCUUUAGACGGACAUUGUUGGAGCUGCGUAGAGAGAGCUGUCUUGUCUGCGAAUCCUUCUCUUACGUCAGAUUAUGUACUCAUGGUGCAUCAUUGUUCCCCUAGCUCUUGUUUGGCGUUUUGGAGACCUGGAGACCUCGAUUGGACUCAUAUUGAUGUUGUUAAGUACGCUGGGAUUGCGGCUUUAAUUUAUCACAAGGGCCAAUUUUAUUCCAUGAGUUACUUUGGAGAAGUUAGGGCUUAUCGAGUUGCAAGGCGUAACACUACUGAUCAACCAAUUGUACAAAUACGAAUUCUAGCUGAGAUGCACUACAUUCAGGGUAACUUGCCUGAUGUUCAGUAUUACUUUGUUGAGUUAUCCGGUGCACUAUUACUUAUCUCUCGAUUUGGCAACAUUACAUUUGAUGACGAUGGAAACAGCAUUUUUUAUACCUUCAAAUUUGAAGUCUCUGAACUAGACGUAAUCAGAGGUAAAUUGAAGAAGGAGAUGAAAACCUUGGGAGAUUCAUCAAUCUUCUUGGGUCGCAAUUGGGCAACUUGCCUUGACUCUAGUAAAUUUAGCGGAAUCAAGCCUAAUCACAUAUAUUUUACCGAUGAUGGGUUUGAAUAUGACAGAGAUGUAGAAGGAGGAGGAGUCGGAAGAGAUAUGGGUGCUUAUAAUUUGGAAGAUGAAGAAAUUGAAUCUUUUUAUCCUGGACAAUCAACAAGUUUAAUCUGUCCACCAGCUUGGGUUAUACCAUCACUAAUAAUGUGA
Messenger RNA from Solanum stenotomum, 1143 nucleotides. RefSeq names its product F-box/kelch-repeat protein At1g57790-like. The record is from RefSeq and is a predicted model, not a curated record. NCBI's taxonomy places the organism in Eukaryota, Viridiplantae, Streptophyta, Magnoliopsida, Solanales, Solanaceae. The transcript has a single exon. Bases 1 to 1143 code for a protein of 380 amino acids.